UAAACGCUUGCGAAGGGCACAACAAGUGCACGCGUGCGAACUGCCCAGGAUUCGUUUAGAGAUUUUUCAGUUUUGUAGAGCCAACCCAAAGGAGCCAGAACAUCCGCACUGCAGGCGUGUAGUGUAGUGUAGAGUGAGUGCUGUGCUGUGCCGUGCUGUGCAGUGCUGUGAAAGGGAAAGUGCAAAGCAGGUGUGAGUGCUAGCGAGCGCGUGUGUGUGUGUCUGUGUGUUUAAAGUUAGCAAGUGUUUACCCAAAGUUGACACAACAAAAAAGAAAAAAAGAAGAAAUUUAUUAAAGCACAGCAAUAAACCGCUUUACACCUGCUCCACGUAGCUCCAUUGGCUUUUGGCUUUGCGCGCGAUUUUAUUUACUCAUUUUCAAAAUAUUCUUUAUCGACGGGAAGCUGCGCGGGUCUCUUAGACAACUUGGCGAAAAUGUAACUCCCUCAAUAAGCGAAUAUUCAGUGUCGGCAAACAAAUAAAGUUAAUUUUGUGCACUCGAUUGGAAAGCAAUUGCCGUGUCAUAUUGUGUGCAGUGCGAUUAAAAUGAGUUAAAUUGGUGCCAAAGAGAAAAUAGUGAAAAUCAUUUGUAAAUGCAACGCCACCGAUUUGGUCAAUUUAAUUAAUUAUCAUAAUUGGCCCAACUUGAAUUUUGUGAAGAUAAUCAAAACCCGAGAGAGAGAAAAAGUAACAGAUCAGUUUUCGAUCGCUAUAUUGUUUUGUCGAGUACAACUUAGUUUUGUGCAUUUCGGAAUUAAAAACCUUGAAACCUAAACCUAAUUGGAGGACGAGAGAAAAACAGCAGCAAAACCAGCAGCAAAUAUGUAUUACUUUUGGAUAACUGUUUUAUGUCUAGGAUUACUAGGAAUUAAGCCAACAAAUGGACAAUCGGAUGUGAAUGUUGAGCUGGUGGUGCCAAGGUAUGUGGAGCGAGGCUCGAGUGCCACAUUUAAAUGCAAGCACAACGUGGAAGAAAUGGUUUUAUUUAAGGUGACAUGGCUAAAGGUUGACAAGGGCAAAUUCUUCGAAUUUAUAAAUGGACGAAAUCCGCCCUUUCGCAAUUCAACUAUUGAAGGGGCUGAAAUCGAUUGGGAACGUUCGAACGAAACGCAGGUGACGUUGAAGAAUGUGCAAUUCGAUCUAUCCGGCCAGUUCUAUUGUGAGGUCUCGACGAAUACGCCCAUCUUCACCAAGCCAAGCGGCGAUGAGCUGAUGAGCGUCUACUUGCCUCAAACAGCGCCUCCCACUAUUAAGUUCCGCAAGCGCACACCCUUCGCCAUUGGCGAGAAGCUUUUUGCGCUGUGCAACACAACCCGAGGCAGACCGGCGCCUCACAUCACCUGGCUAAUCAAUGGGAAAAAGGUGGAGGAGAAAUAUGUUCGCACGCAUCACGUCUACUCAUUCAAUGGCAAGCAUCAGCGUCGCACGCAGCAGCAGCAACAGACUCAGCUGACCCAGCUGACUCAGCAGCAGCUGCAACAUUACUAUCAGCAGCAGUAUUAUAACCAAUAUCAGUCCCAAUACCACGUACCCCACCUCAUGGAUCGCUACGACAAGAGUUUGCGCUGGGGCGGUGCACGCCCAGGAGAUGAUUUCUCACACUUUGCCCCACAUCAUGGACACGAUGGACAUGGCCAUCAUGGUGGCGUUGGCAGCAUCUACAAUAAUCCGUUUAGCUCGUUGGCCAAUUACCAUGACUUGGGCGAGAUACACGAGAUACAUCAGCGCAACUAUGACAUGAACAAGAAGCAUAUGGAGCAGAAGAAGCAACAGCAGAUGGAGAUGAAAAAAACACAGGUGAGUCUCAAGCUAGGCCAUUAA
Messenger RNA from Drosophila sulfurigaster albostrigata, 1821 nucleotides. RefSeq lists its product as uncharacterized. Bases 823 to 1821 code for a protein of 332 amino acids. Lineage: Eukaryota; Metazoa; Arthropoda; Insecta; Diptera; Drosophilidae. The transcript has 7 exons. The record is from RefSeq and is a predicted model, not a curated record.